GCCCCCUGCAGGUCGUGUGUGACGGACAUGUGUGAAUGUCCCGUCCAUAAAAACUGUUACUGUGAGUCGUUCAUCGCCUACAGCCGAGCCUGCGAGCGGGAGGGCGUGCCCGUCCUGUGGAGGCCCGACACGGCCUGCAUGGCCACCCAGUGUAAACACGGCGCCGUGUACGACACCUGCGGCCCCGGCUGCACCAAAACCUGCGACAACUGGAACGAGAUCGGCCCGUGCCACAAGCCGUGCGUGGCCGGCUGCCACUGUCCCGCCAACCUGGUGCUGUUCCAGGGACGCUGCAUCAAACCCAUAUCCUGCCCCGGGCGGUGACCCUAGUGACCCGGGGGGCGGGGGGAGGGGGUCAGGUCAGGGAGCUUUUUAAAAACUAUACGAACCAAACUUAAGGAAGAGUUUGGGACGUUAAAGGGUCCAGUGUGGACAGGUCACAGGUCACAGGUCACAGGUCACGAGGUGGUGCUGCGUCCACCCUCUGUGCUGAGGACCGUGUACGAUACAAGACUCCACCACGAGGGGGCGCUGGUUCCCGACUCGGAAGGGGAAAAAAAACUUGAACCUUGUUCGGAAAUGUCACGACUUCUCCUCUCGCUCUCGCUGAGGAGGUCACGUGACCACAGACCCUCAGGAAACGCUCGGGGCCGCCGGACUCGUCGGAGCCGACGCGGCGCCGGGUUUCUCUCAGCCGGACUCAGAGCAGAGGAACUGAUGCCUCGUGUCAAACUGUCCUCGGGAUCUUUUCAUAUUGUAAGCUAACCAGAUUUAUAUGAGACAGACAGCUUUUAUAUUAUUAUUGUUCUAAUUAUUAUCUAAUUAUUAUUUGUUGUUGAUGUUGUUAAUUUAUAUUCCAGUCGAAUGACGUAGCAAGAGCCAGAAUCAUGAAUCUAAUGGUGUCGAUGAUUUAAAGGGAAACAGAAGCUAUUUAUGUAUUUGUAGUGUACUGUUGUGUUACUGUUUGAAGAGAAUGUGACUCACUCUCCACCGCAGGGAUAAAGUACUGUACUGUGUUCUGCUCCGUGUCCAGGUUGUUGUGGUUCCUAUCAAACUGAAGGUUUUCAUCCAAGCGUAUGUUUCACUUGACAACAAUUAUUUAAGACCAGCAAUAUAAUCUUUUGUCAAAGCUCA
Messenger RNA from Paralichthys olivaceus (Japanese flounder), 1134 nucleotides. The record is from RefSeq and is a predicted model, not a curated record. Lineage: Eukaryota; Metazoa; Chordata; Actinopteri; Pleuronectiformes; Paralichthyidae.